GACGUCACUCACAUCUUGCCUGGGAAACCCCAAAGGCGAAAAGGGAAGAUAGAGUUCCUUGUUGUUUAGUUCAAGUAUUUUAAAAUCGGAAACAGUACAUAAGCGUUUGAAUUAUGUCGGCUCCAGCAAUGCCUCCACCUUCCUACAACCAGGCUGCAGGCUACCCACCAGAUGACUCAAAAAAUCAGGGUGGAUAUCCACCACAAGCGGGAUAUCCACCUCAGGCAGGAUAUCCACCUCAGGCAGGAUAUCCACCACAGGCAGGAUAUCCACCCCAAACAGGUGGCUACCCUCCUCAAUAUGGAGCAGGGUAUAAUCAGCCAACUAAUUAUGGCUAUGGAAGUCCUGAACCAGAAUCUCGUGACCCCGAGCCAACAUUUGUUGGGGGGAGCUUCAGUGAUAAAGCAGUAAGACGUGGCUUCAUCAGAAAGGUGUACCUGGUACUGAUGGUACAGUUGUUGGUGACUUUUGGAUUUGCUUUCAUGUUUUCUUAUGUGAAACCUCUUAAAGAAUGGAUGCAGACUACUGGAGCUUGGUUCUACUACUUGGGAUAUGGGAUUUUCCUUGUUACAUACUUUGUCCUGGUCUGUGUUCCCUCUGUCAGACGGAAAACCCCAGGAAACUUCAUAUGCCUGGGAAUCUUUACUAUUGCGUUGUCUUGGAUGGUUGGAACAAUUAGUAGCUUCUACUCCACCAACUCUGUCCUUGUGGCAGCAGGAAUCACCGCGGCGGUGUGUCUGUCCAUCUCCUUGUUCGCCAUCCAGACAAAGAUUGACUUCACCAUGUGCUCCGGCCUCCUGUUCGCCCUGGUGAUGGUACUUUUCUUUUUCGGCUGGUCUGUCAUGAUUGUCUACUUCACCGUUGGAUACAGCUAUAUCCUUGACUGUGUCUGGGGAGGACUUGCUGCCCUGGUCUUCUCACUGUUCCUCAUCUAUGACACACAGAUGGUUGUUGGGGGUAAGAAGCAUGAAUUGGACCCAGAGGAGUACAUUUACGGUGCCCUCCAGAUCUACAUUGACAUCGUCUAUCUUUUCCUUAUCAUUCUUUCCAUUUUUGGAAAGAGCAACUAGACAAUACUUGAAUAGUGAUUCCAAGGAUUGAACAAAUCGGUAGCUUAAAAUUUUGAAACCACCCUAUCUCAUAACUUAAAAGACACAAUUUUUUAAAAGAUGUAAAUAGAUUAAUAUAUUUUAGAUGUAAAUACAAAUGGAUAUGGUAUUCAUAAUUUCUUUGGAUUCUCAGUUUUGAAAACUAAAAUUGAAAUACCCGGUAAGUUAAAAUUGUUUGGCAAACAGGCUUUGAUGUAUAAAUGAAAAUAAAAGGGUAGUUUUUCUUUUGGCAUUUCCACAAUUUGAAUCACUGGUAUAGUAAAGAAAAAAAUAUUACCUGUAAGAAGAACGUUUUUUUUUUCAGAUCCUUAUGGGUCAGUUGUAUUGUACAAAGUAUGUUGCUUAAUGUUAUCAUGUUUACUCGGCAUUACCUGUAUUAAAGCACGUACUACUGGAAAUACAAAGAGGUCCAGAUUUUAUGUUUUGCAUCAGUGUAUGUUACAUUUAGGCCACAGCUAGCUCUACUUAAAUAAUUCUGCUUUAUUUCAUUUCACCGUAACACUUCCUAUUACUUGAUUAAAAUGGCAAAUGUACAUGUUGAUAAGCUGCCUUUUAGUACAAGAUUGACAUCAUUAAUGUUUGUAGCUAUCAGUCUGAAGAUGCAUGUAUUCUUUCCACUUAGUAUUUUAUAGUAAUGUUACAUUUGUUGUAUUGUUUUCUGUUGUAAAAACAUGUUGGACAAUCUGUGUUAAAAGCCUAUUUUUUGUGGGUUGUUAGAGAAUGUUAAUCAUUAUCUUUAUCCGUUUAUAUUAAAAUGCUCAUAAAUCAUUAAAUAUUGUAUUAGAUAAAUUCUCAUUUUGAAAAAAUGUUUAUAAGGGAAUAAAAUCCUAUCAUAGGCCUGAAUUUCUAAUGAAAUUUUAUUUGAAAACUGACAGACUUUGGGAUACGCAUUUGGUGUUCUUAAUUUUGAUUUUAAAAUCGUUCCUUUUCCUUUUUGGAAGAAGGCACAUAAGGGUUUUACAACCUAUGUGGAACGUAAAAUGAUUAAAUUUUUGUAUAUUCUUUUAUUAAGAUGAAAAUAUGUUGAUGCAGAAGUAAUCUGCUUUGAAUAAAUGUUAUUAGCUGUUGGAGUCAAUUUGGUUACAGUUCAGGCAAAGAAAGGGGUUGUUGAGCCUUAAAAUUGUGUGUCUGCUAGCUUAUCUGUAUUGGGACCCAAUACACUAUUUACUCACUGUCAUUUCCUCAACACUCUAUGUUUACAAUUUUGUGUGUGAUUUGUGGGUAAAUUUGUAUUUAUAGAAGCAGAUAUUUGUUUUAUUUUGUUUUCAAUCAUUGUCCUUUGCCAUGCACAUGUUUUUCCUCCAAGUUUAUUUUUAUCAUGACGCUAUUAAUAUCUCUUAUAUUGUUCUUGUCAUAAAUCUGGAAUAAUGUUAAUUAGCAUUUCCUUGAAGAGACUAUAACCAAAUUAUAAUUUUCCCAUAAGAUCAGGUAAUAUUUUCCCAAUUUUUUAACUGAUAGUGUCAAAAACACGUUUUGAGAAUUAAAAUCUGACCAUUUUCGAAAUGUAAAUUUUGUGCCAUUAUUUGUCCUAAAAUGACAGAUAUCAUUUAAGUGUUGAUUUUUAAAGUUCCAUGUCAUUUAAAAUUCUCAGUUAGAUCCUUCAUAGCCUCUGUUAAAUACAGUGUAUAAUGUGGUUACGUUAUAACAAUUUUUAUGUACAUUUGUAGUUGUUUUAUGUAAUAAAUCAUUGUUUUCAAAAAAUUA
Messenger RNA from Magallana angulata, 2813 nucleotides. Its product is annotated as protein lifeguard 3-like. Gene Ontology annotation, biological process: negative regulation of apoptotic signaling pathway. The transcript is spliced from 12 exons. Gene Ontology annotation, cellular component: membrane; endoplasmic reticulum; Golgi apparatus. The coding region runs from base 114 to 1070 and encodes 318 amino acids. Lineage: Eukaryota; Metazoa; Mollusca; Bivalvia; Ostreida; Ostreidae. The record is from RefSeq and is a predicted model, not a curated record.